Molecule: messenger RNA, 198 nt
Organism: Ascoidea rubescens DSM 1968
Lineage: Eukaryota; Fungi; Ascomycota; Saccharomycetes; Ascoideales; Ascoideaceae
Exons: 1
Coding region: 1-198 (65 amino acids)
Source: RefSeq, a predicted model, not a curated record
AUGGAAGCAGAUCCGCGAAUGUGGCGACAAGCUGUUUUGGUGCUUUCGGUGUUUUUGCUACUGGGAAGAGAGAACAAAAUAAAAAUAAAAGGUCUCAUUGAGCUGAAUAUCUUUGUGAGAAGAGAGUUGUUGAUUGAUGAUGACUUCAGCCAAUUUGGAGGCCCACAUAUGCGCCUGUGUCGAAAUGUGUUUGUCUGA